Molecule: messenger RNA, 1376 nt
Organism: Paramisgurnus dabryanus
Lineage: Eukaryota; Metazoa; Chordata; Actinopteri; Cypriniformes; Cobitidae
Source: RefSeq, a predicted model, not a curated record
CUUUACUCAAGAUACAACAUGUAGUUUUAUUAGUUGAUCUUAAUCUAGCGUGUGGACAGUUUUAGUGUUGAAUAUUGAGAAAAUGUUUUACACAUCUCUUGUAUUGUGUUGGUGGACUCUGGUUGGUGUGUUUGGUGCUGAAGUAACUUUAGUGUCAGUGAUGGAGGGAGAUAACGUUACCCUACACACACAUUUUACUGAAAUACAGAGAGAAAAUGAGAUCAAGUGGUGGUUUUUUAAAGACAUUAUCAUCAGAAUCAAGAAAGCAGCCAACAUCAAUCCUGAAUAUGAUAAAGUGCCUCCGAGAUUCAGAGGCCGAGUGAAGAUGAACGCUCAGAAUGGAGAUCUCACCAUCACAGACAUCACACCUCAAGACUCUGGAUGUUAUAAAGUAGAAAAUAUAACUAAAACAAAUUCAGCAUUCAAGACAUUUAACAUUACUGUUUAUGCUGCUUCUACUGUCAGCAUCGUUUCUUCUACUGUCCGUAUCACUGUGCCUCCAAAAAAUCCAUCAGGAAGACAACAGCCAGAUCCUAUGAUUCUGAUCUAUUGUGUUGCUGCUGCUGUUGGAUGUCUGAUGAUUUUAGCUUCAGUUUUGAUCUUCUGGAUCUACAGGAAACACAAAAACAAACAUCAACAGGAUCAGAGUGGUGAAGAUGAAGACACUUAUGCUAAUACAACAUUUCACAAACUAAACACACAGAUGAAGCAAUCUGAAAUAACAGAGGUGGUUUACACAUUUUAUACCAUUAACACAGAUCAAAAUCCUCUCUUAUCUUAAUAAUAAUGUAUUUUAUGUGUUUUAUUUCAUUUAUCUUUUAUAUCGUUUAGUGGUUUUGUUGAAUUUGUUGUGAUUCUGAAUGUUGAUGUAUUUCAUCAGUUUUGACCUUUCACCACACCAACACAAUGAUUGUUAUUUAAUAUCAAAUCUCUGGACAUGAAUAGGUUAAUAGAUUCACACUUUGCUGUGAUUAAUUGUGUGUUGUGUGAUUGUGACCUCUAGUGGUGAGAUGAUGAAACUGAUAUAAAUAUGAGACAUCAGAAGAUGAUAUUAUUAUGUAUUAUGUUAUUUUAAAUAAAAGUAUAAUUAAAUUGAUCAUUGAUUUGUUUAUGCCAUUGUGAUUUUAUUUAAUAAGAUGUAGCUCAUUUGUAAGAAAAGUUUCACCUCAGAUAUCUAUAGUUGCUACAAAUGCAGUAAACUGUAGUUAAUUUAUUAUACUGUAGUGUUUUUGAACUUUAAUAUAGUAAAUAUUACAGUACACUACAGUACAGUUUAUUAAUUUAUGAUUAAUACCACAGAAAACUAUAAUGCAGAACAGUAGCCUAUAAUGCACUUUAGUACAGUUAAUUAUAGACUACAAGCUAAACCAGCACCA